This is a messenger RNA of Macrosiphum euphorbiae (potato aphid), 477 nucleotides long. The record is from the annotation of a GenBank genome assembly. NCBI's taxonomy places the organism in Eukaryota, Metazoa, Arthropoda, Insecta, Hemiptera, Aphididae.
AUGGAUUCAUCGUCACAAAUAAACACGAUUUCACUGCAGCCAUGUGCGAAGCGACUAGGUCUCCGUUGGUCAACUUGGUCGGCACCAACUUCGGGUUUGGCCGGCGUGCCGGUAGUCACGGUGCAAGGCCGAGUCGAUUGCCAUGUUGUGCCGCGCUACGCGUCCGAUCCGGUUUUAGCGUUCGAGUCAUGGGGUUCUAUCACCGGUGACCUCCCACGGCACUCGUUGGAACCGUCUGUACGGGACGAGUUUUCGCACUCGGCGUUGGCGGAGGACCCAGAUUUCCAUAUCGCCGUUGAUCUAUUAUUAGGUGCAGACCUGUUUUCAUCCAUUGUUGACGGGCGUCAGGUUGUUGUGAAUAAGUCGUUGUCCGCCGCGUUCAGUUCGUGUUUCGGGCGGAUCCUUGUUGGUUCAGUGUCGCCGUCGGAUAUACCGAUCCCGCGCAAACAAACGCCGUGUCUCUACUCACGUCCGUAG